AUGGCGAAGUUAGACAGUCUACCCUCAGAGAUAAUUCUCCAGAUUGCGAGACUCCUUGAACCUCCAGACAUUGUUACCUUGCAACAUACUAACCGGCGAUUCCUCAGCCUUGGUCGAGAUGAUGCCCUAUGGCGCGAAAUGUGCUUCAAGAACUCUACUUUUCUUUCGAAUCUACGGCGUCGGCGAAAGCUUCUGUCCUCUGACGAUGAACAAGAUCCUCGAUUCCGGGACCUGGCAAGGGCUCUGGCAACUGGCAAUGGGCUUGGUGACUCGAGACUUGCUCAACCUCGAGAGGAGGCCCGCGAUCUGAAGGAGCAAUCGAAUGAACGCAUAAGGAUACUGGCAAACUGGGAUCCCAGCUACCCCCAAGAGAAAGUCUCAUGGUAUGACGAGUAUAUUGCAAGGAACGCUCCGAUAUCCACAAGCUGGAUACAGCAACCUCGAAAUCGGGAUAGCAAUGAGCACGAACACCUGGAGGUUCGCGGUAUGGGAAUAUAUACUCCUGCAGGAGAUGAUAAUGCUACUAUGGUUGUGGCACCCCUAGACGAUGGCAGCGUCUGUUUAUGGUCUCUAAAUGGCGAACUUGGUGACAUAGGCCGCAUUGUAGCCAGGAGCAAGUCAGGAUUGAUAUCGGUUGACCCUGUACCACACACCGAUGGCAGGCGCUCGAAGAUGAUCAGCACCGGGGUCACUGAGUGUGUCAGUGUUGACAGUGCUGGGAAACGUGCAUACUUUGCUGUUCAAAGCGGUCUAGUUGAGGUCGACUUGGAAACACUUGCUGUUAUUAGCCAUGAGAGGUUCCCAUUCUCCAUUACGGCGUUAUCCGAAGCAAAAAAUCCUGUGCCACUUACCGUUGGGACCAAUCUAUCUCUUUAUCUCCACGACCCUCGUACCAGAAGAUUAUCAGGACCUGCAGAUGCUGGCUCCGAUCGCAUCGCCUCGUACGACACAGAAUUCGGAUCUCUAGGAAGUCAGAGGGCGAAAAGUCUCGACUUCAGAUCGUUACUGAAUCCAGAACCAAGUCCAUUAUAUGCUCACCUUCACCAUCCGGGUCCGUUGAGCAUACUUCAUCUACCUAGUUCUGGGAGCGGUUGGGAUGGGAACGGAGAUAUCUACGUGGCGGGCAGAUUCCCGAGUAUUCUCAAUUACGACCGCCGAUAUUUCCCUAAGCUACGUGGAACAAUCCACUCUGGUGCUAGGUUAUGCAGCAUGGCUUCGCUUCCUUAUCCCUUCGCUUCCAUGGAGAAGGAUUUAGCGAGACGUGGUGAGCUUUCAACCGACCAGGUUCGGGAGUUCAAAAACCGCCCUGGAAAGACAUUGAUGGCCGUUGGAGAAUAUAACAGUAAGGGCUCUCUUGAAAUGUACGGACUCUCCCCAUCGCCCUCCCAUUCAACGAUAUCAUCGGAUUCUGCGUAUAUCCAGAAUUCAGUCAUGAAAAAUCGACAGACAUCAUCAAGCUCGAAGUUGUUAUCAGUAUCGAAUCAUGGGACGAGAAUUGUCGUGUCAGAUGGGGGCGGUAAUCUGAAAUGGCUUGAGCGUGACGGCUUUACGGAAGCUCGAAGAUGGAAUAUCGCUCAUGGCUCCGUUGAAGCUCCCAGAGGUAUUUUUGGCACUCUUGGUGAUUCCUACAUGGAUGGCGGUUCUGGUGACAUCGUUAUAAAACUUGCCAAUACAAGAAAUGGACCCGACAAGAAUGUCAAUGAAGAUGAUCUCGUCUUGUGGACGGGUGAAAAGAUAGGACUGCUGAGCUUCUCCAGCACACCUGGUUUCACAGCUGACAGGUUUGAGGACACUGGGAGAAAGACGCCGGAAGAGAUUCACAGGGAGAUACAGGAGAGAACAUACUCGGAAACAAUGGGGCGUGCCUUAGAAGCAAAUGCAAACGAGGUUAGAUGGAUGAGGGGUUUGGGACUUGGUCCUUCUUGA
This is a messenger RNA of Cadophora gregata, 1926 nucleotides long. RefSeq lists its product as uncharacterized. The coding region runs from base 1 to 1926 and encodes 641 amino acids. The transcript has 4 exons. Gene Ontology annotation, biological process: protein polyubiquitination. The record is from RefSeq and is a predicted model, not a curated record. Gene Ontology annotation, molecular function: protein binding. NCBI's taxonomy places the organism in Eukaryota, Fungi, Ascomycota, Leotiomycetes, Helotiales, Ploettnerulaceae.